Messenger RNA from Porites evermanni, 1213 nucleotides. Lineage: Eukaryota; Metazoa; Cnidaria; Anthozoa; Scleractinia; Poritidae. The record is from the annotation of a GenBank genome assembly.
AUGUUGUCACCGGCAGAGCAGACACGAGAUGAGGGUGGAAAUACGGCAUUUUAUUGCACGGUUGUAGGAAACCCUUCCCCAGCCGAGGAAUGGCAAUUUAAGGGCACAAAGCUUCUGUCAGGUGCAAAAUAUCUGAUUAAAGAAGGAGAGUUGAUCGUUAGAAAUCUGAAUUACAGCGAUGCUGGACCGUACACAUGUGCUGCCAGGAACAUUCUUGGAUCGUCUGAAGCCACUGGCAACUUGACUGUUCGAGGUAAGAGGAACAUUUAACUUAGAGUUUUGUUAUAUCUGGCUGCGUGAUUUUGUAGGCUUCUUUGUGCUCUGAGAAUGCGAGAAUACGAGGUUUGAAUAUAAAAAUGGCACUGUUGUUUAGUCGUUUACUUUUAUCUCUUCCUUCAUUUUUUUCUUAUUUCUUAAGCAGUGUAUAACGCCAAACUUUAAAUUUACUCACUCAUACAACAACAACAACAACAACAUCAGCUUUAUUUGCAUGACUAUAAUUAUUUACUUACAGUAUUGCAAAAAGCUUUAACAUAAAGUUAAAAUUUAUAACAAUGAUAAUGCAAUGCAAUGAUUACUACAGUCAAUCAAGUGUCAUCAGCAUGAUUUGAUAAUAAAUUAGUGCGUAAAUCAUUACAUAGUGAGACAAAUGAUCAAGGACUAUAGAUUUCGCUCAUUAACACUAGGCUAGUAGUCACGAGAGUAGUUCAACGUUUGAUCUGAGCCAUACAAACAUAAAGACAAUAAAUAAUGUUAAAGAUAUUAAAACAUGACAGGAAUAUUUGGACCUUACAUGAACGCGAUGGCACACAACACCAUCCUUCUCCUCCUCUGCUUUUAGCUUAGACCACCCGGAGAGGUUACUUAGGUUAAUUUUUGCUAAAUAUGUGCCGCUGGUCUCUCAGAACUCCUACCCCAUUAUAUUCUAUGCAUGCUGGUCGAUCAUGUAUUGGCUCUAUUUUUAAUAGGUCUUCCAGUCUUCACGAAAAUUCCACCUUCAUUUGCAACACCAGUUCAAGGCACUACGUUUCAAGUAACAUGUAAAGCUGACGGAUAUCCUCGCCCCGCGAUAACCUGGACUAGAGUAGGAAUGCCUUUACCUGCUGGGAAGACUAGUAUAAACCAAGGCACACUUACGAUUAACAACUUGACUCCCGCUGACAACAGUUUUUACGUCUGCGUAGCUACUAACAUUAUGGGAACAAGGAAGUAA